ACAGCUGGUAUGAGGGUGAUAAAAUUAAGAUUUUUCUGGGGGGGGGGUGAACGAUUCUUUUAAUAUUAAACAAUAAUUAUUCAGAUUGUUUUUUUAAUAAGUGCUUUAGUAUUUGACGCAUACACUGCCCAUAUAUUUAUAGGUGAAGGUAUGAAACCAGCGUACUAUUUAAAAAACAAAAAAAGAGGAAAGGGGUGUACAGAGUAUUCAGGAAGUGUGCUUUCAAAAACUGACAGUGUGCAUCCUGUGUGACACAAGCUAACACAACCCUUCAGUCUUUUGGCAUCUCAUCAUCUAGUCUACUUUUGUUUAAUGGUGCAGUACUAAGAGGAUGGAGGACACAUUUCUGAAUGUGCUUUUUGUUGUCGUCAGUCUGCUGCUCUCGAAAGAGCACAAAGUCAUUCAAGACCAAAAUGACGACGCCAUAGUGGGCAUGCGAGACCACGAGCUUGUUCUCCUGCAGGAGGCUGCAAAGCUGGAAGAUGAGCGGGCUGUUGCCAUGGAGCCGCCACUUCCGAAUCAGGAAGCAUCACAACGUCCAAACUACAAGCUGCCGGGAAGAGAGGAGGAUACGUCAGAUGUUAAACAAACAAUGGCAAAUGUCAGGUCCACAGCACCACAUGAUGAACAAAUGUCCACAGUGGGUGACCAAAAUGAUUUUCGCCAAAAGGCGUUUGCACCAGAUGGCCAGGAGAAAUUGCAUGUGUCCAAUACUGAUAUAGACCAAUCGGAGUCCAGUGUAGACCUCUCACAUGGAGAAGAGAAACUAGAAAAGCGAAACCAUGUCCAGAUUGACACCAGCCAAGCUGAUGAAGCAUCCUUUAUGGAUGCGAGUAUGUACAGUUGGUACAUUUGCAAGGCCAUCUCCCUGAUCUCGUUGUUUCGUUUUCUGAAAUGGAUCCUGACAUUAAACUUCAAAACCCAACCAAAAAAGCAUUCAUUUCUGAAUGGAAGAAACAAAUCUACAAUGUCGAACAUCCGUGCCAAAGUUUCCCACCUGGAUUACAAGGCACUAACUAGCUUCUGUGACCAAGUUGUCCAAGUUCCAGCCAGUAACAUUUGGUGGACUCGUGAUUUUGUAGAUGGUUUUGUUAGUGACCUUCUGGAAACUGUGAGGGACGUGAGCGGUAAAAGCUCAGACGUGACGAUUGAAGACUUCAUCGGUGUUGGGAGCUUGUAUGAGCAAUGGGUUUCGAGAAAAAGCAUCGUGUGUGACAUACACGUACGCUUCGUCACUCCAAAGCCUUACAGCUUCGAAUUUGAGCUUUUGAGAGAUAAAACUUGUCUGUACAGCAAAGCGAAAGUGGUUAAAGGUACCAAUUCAAGCAACUGCCUUUGCAGCAGUUCAGACCUAGAUGACGACACGCUGUGUCUUCUACAUCCAGAUCCCAAACAUGAUAAUGUAGUAGAGGAUUAUACCAACCUGUGUGAAGAGAACAGUUCGUACCUUUCGAAAACACACGUGGUGAAGUGGUUUCGAAAUGCAUUUAGGAAAGCCUGGGAGGAGAGCAGUCACAAGUAUGACUUUCAGCUAAUAUUUCCUAAAGGAGAAAGCCCUGUAAGUCUCAAGGUUGUAUUCAGGUCGGGUAAAGUGAUUCGGUUUAACAUCACACCCGUGGUUCAGUUUCAAGACUCACAGGCAUACUUGGUUUCCUACCUCCCUUCAAACAGACACUUGUCCGAUACCGACUGGCCCGUAUGUUUUGUGCACUAUGAAAAUGCCCUCCUUCAACACUUCACCAAAACGCUUCCGGAGAACUCUUGCCAUAUUCGCUGCCUGCAAAUCCUCUCCUUUCUACACAAACAUCAGAUCGGCCUGACUGGGAAAUGUGGCCUAACUUGCUACCACUUGAAGAAUACACUGUUACAUCUGUUGCUGGUUAACAAUCCCACAUCAUGGCAACCUGAGCAGAUCAGUUUGAGGCUUCAUGAGAUGCUGACGUUCCUUCAGCAGAGACUCGAAAUUAAGCUACUUCACCAUGCUUUGGUUGGGAAUCCUCUCGUUCCUGGCGAUUUCGGAUUUCCAGAAGAAUUCAGAAAGCAAAAACCUCUCAAUUUAUUCCUACCGCUAUUAUCAAAUGUAGAGUUGUGCAUUAAAACAGACAGACACUUAGAAGAUAUGGUUAAAAAUAUGCCAGUGCUGAUGUAUGAAUAUAGCAUGAAGUGAGAAAAAGGGGGGAAGCAAAUCAGAAAAAAAAAACAAAGAAGCCCGAACAAUGAUUGCAAAGCUCAAAAUAUAAUUUAAUAAUUGUUUUUUUCUGUAAUUUAUUAUUUGUUGGCCAGUACCUAAACCCAAUUCUGGGUGUAUUGGAUGUGCAGAUCUUUUUGCAUUCUUUGGCUGCGUCCAAAUAACCACACUUGUGGUCUUUGCACAUGACCACUUGACUACUUACAUGACGUAUUUCCUGUAUUAUACUAGAAUAAGUGUUCUAGUGGGUGUGAAGUUUGCAUGUAGAUUUAUUCACCCGUUGGGACAUACUUAGCAAGUGUAAAAAUAUCAAUGCGGGUAGUGACGGCAAUUUGCACCCAAACAUUUAGUUUUUUAUUGAGGCUACUUAUAUUUUUAAGUUCUGUUAAAUCACUCUUAAAAAGAACAUUGACUGAACUUAAAGAUUAUUAUCUACACUUAUCUGAAACUUUCAGAAGCAGAAUCCUUUGCAUCUGUAAAAAACUUGUUUUUGUGCAUGCAGCUCUAUUAAAGUUUAUUCAGUAGUAGACCCUGAAUAAACGACACAAUGUUGUUUCCGAUUAUAAAAGCAGUUGCAGAUGUUUUACAAAAUACAUAAUGUUUACACCAAUGAAGUGUGCAACACUUUCCGUUUUACUAUAAUAUUUGUUAAUAUCCAUUUAUUAACUUACAAUUAAAAGUUUCUGCUACAUCUCACAAGGUUUGGGCAAAGGUCUUGACGAUUUACAUCAUGAUGCAUGAUGGGAUACGCUUAGCCUUGAAUACCGCUCAGAAGCGGUAUUCAAGAUAGUGUCGUUUAGUAUGCAUUGAGGGCACUGGAAUUUGUCAGUUUUAAGACAUGGGGCAGUCUUACGCACUUCCUGUUGCAUGCAUACCCUAUUGAGUGGCCAAGACCGCAAGUGUGGGUAUUUGGACGCAGCCUUUGACUCAAGGAAGCAAAUAGGAUAUUGAUUUAGUUCACCUGUGUGUCAGGCUCCUUUCUGCUUAAAGAAGUAUUGAUAUGGUUUACUUGAAGUUAUGUUUUGGUUCCAAGGUUACAUUUUGAUUUGGCCCAAUUUAGGGCCAGUUGGGUAACUAACUUGGGCCAGUUAUGGUCCAUAAUCCAGUCCGUCAUUCAUUGCAGUAUGUGGGCCAGAGCUGGGCCACAGAAAAAUUGGAUCAGGCUCAGGUGUGGUCUUUCUGGUUAAAACUGAUGAUGUGGUUUUGGUUCCAAUGUUACAUUUUGAUCUGGCCCAAUUCAGGGCCAGUUAUGGUUAACUUGACAGACUUGGGCCAGUUAUGGCCCAUGUGUGGGCCUUGUCUAGAAUUCAGAUCUGGCCCACACUUGGUCUGUCAUUCAUUGCGGUAUGUGGGAUAAGUUAAAGCUGGCUGUGCGGGCCAGAGAAAAAAAAACAGGUCAGGCCAUUUUGUGAAAAGUUUGGCAACCCCCUACAUGCAAUUUCACAAAAAUCCACUAACCCUUUACCUGGCAAUGCCCUUUUUGAGUGAGCGGUCAUGUACACCUUCAAAAUGAAUGUGGUAAAGCUUUUUGGUCAAGUGAAUUUUGGUCUAGUUUAAAAAAAAAGUUUUUUUUUAAACGGGUGUGGGGUAGUGAAAAUUCCCAUAUUGUUAUAGCGGUUUAAAUGUAGGUUUGCUGCAUACUCUUGUCACAAAUUACAGUCGAAGCACUAUUAUUGCUAAAAGGUUUUGAAAUGUAAAAACUUAAUUGUUAGACCUUUCCAACAAUAUAGUUUGUCAUGACAGUACAUUUACAUGCAAAAUAUUUCCAAGUAAACUCGGGUGUACCACUCACAGGACAGUGCCAGCUAAUGGGUAUAAUCCUGAGACCCAAACAUCUUUAAAUGAAAAACUAUUUAUAGUUUUUAUUUUCCUUGUCAUUAACCUGAUAUGCAAAUUUAAUUGCAAUAAAAUACCAUCAUUGCCACUCCUUGUCAUUAGUUUGAACUGGUUUGUGUGUCAUUCACCGCUACAGCAAA
This is a messenger RNA of Paramisgurnus dabryanus, 4164 nucleotides long. RefSeq names its product inositol 1,4,5-trisphosphate receptor-interacting protein. Gene Ontology annotation, cellular component: membrane. Lineage: Eukaryota; Metazoa; Chordata; Actinopteri; Cypriniformes; Cobitidae. The record is from RefSeq and is a predicted model, not a curated record.